This is a messenger RNA of Desarmillaria tabescens, 1434 nucleotides long. RefSeq names its product WD40-repeat-containing domain protein. NCBI's taxonomy places the organism in Eukaryota, Fungi, Basidiomycota, Agaricomycetes, Agaricales, Physalacriaceae. The record is from RefSeq and is a predicted model, not a curated record. The transcript has 11 exons. The coding region runs from base 1 to 1434 and encodes 477 amino acids. Gene Ontology annotation, molecular function: protein binding.
AUGUUUAAGCUAUUCCUUGGGCUUUGCUUUCGCCGACAGGACAGAUAUCACCUUGUUGCCCGUUUGCAUGAGCACCGAGGGGCCAUCAACACGCUCGCCUUCACGCCAAAUGGGCGAAUCCUUGCUAGUGGGAGUGAUGAUGAAACCGUGAAACUCUGGUCGACGGAGAAAGCUAUAUGCUUGCAGACCUUGGUAAACGAAGGGCAAGGCUGGGGUCAAAUCACUGCAAUGGCAUUCAUAGGCUCUGACGGAGAGUGGUUAAUCUUCAGUACCGGUCGGGGUCUUGUAUGCAUCUAUGGGAGAGCCCCAGGCAGGCUCUACCGUGAAAUGGCCGCUGUUCCGGGUACCUCUGCCUCCAGCGACCCUGUUGAAUUGCUGGUGUUCGACCGCGCAACGCAGAGGCUUGCAGUGACCAGCCACUUCGGUGAAAUCCGAGCCUACCGCAUUGAAUUACAAAAUUUCAAGGCUACCUUCCGUCAGGAAUGGUCGCGGAACAAUGCGGCGAUGAUUCCCCGCUCAUCAGCGUUUGUUAAUCUAGGAAGAGACCUUUUAAUCUUUGGUCUAAAUACAGGAGAUGUUACAACGUUAUCCUCCGGCAAAGGAGAGAUGGUGUCAAGGCACCAAUUAGACUGCCCAAUAGGCUCUGCAGUCAUCAACAGCACAGCGACACUCUUUCUUCUGCACAAUAUAGGCACAGGAUUCGCCCUCUACAACCUCACCACCGCAUCCUUGGUGCAGACAAUACCUGUCAAUUCCGCUAUGCCCAUCGUGACUGAUAUCAAGUUUGGCGAAAAUGGCGCCAUAGCCACUGCAGGCGGUGCAGCAAGCAAAGCCUACGUUAUACACUUGGAAAGCGGCCGCAUUGUCCAACGACUUAACCAUGGCAGAGGGCCAGUUCAAGCCCUGGAUAUGGCGUGCAUGGGAGACUGCCAUCUCAUUGUCUGUGGGUCAUCCGAUGAUUUCCCAGACAUAACACUAUGGGCAAAACCUACGAAGCUGUCUAUGCACCGCCGCUGGGCCAGUUCUGUAUUUGAAAACCCGCUCCUCUGGCUUUGCAUCUUUGUCCUCUUUGUCCUUGCGUAUCAAAUGCGUGGGGCAUGGGCAUUGUUUCUCAAUAAGGAAACAACAUUUGUAGUGCGCAAGGUCGACAUCUCUGAUCAAGCCGCUCAUAAGGAUGUCCAAGGGUCAUCUGUCCCUGGCAUUCUUUACGAUGAUGACCUCUUCCAAGAGGGCGAUGAGCCGUUCCACUUCAAGAAAUGGAUCUUGAAGGGGCGGGCCCUGGAAAGUCAAUGGAAGGCAAGAUCUGUUGGAGUUGUGGAGGAAGGCGAGGAUGGUAUUCCUCCGAACAUCAUCGAGUGGGCCAGAAAGGUGGGGGGGAGGAAGGCACAGGUCAAAAAGGUGGGCAAUGAUGGAGUGGCUGAAGUUCAAGAGUGA